Messenger RNA from Branchiostoma belcheri (Belcher's lancelet), 1325 nucleotides. Its product is annotated as HSPB1-associated protein 1-like. The record is from RefSeq and is a predicted model, not a curated record. The coding region runs from base 300 to 1325 and encodes 341 amino acids. The transcript has 8 exons. Gene Ontology annotation, molecular function: 2-oxoglutarate-dependent dioxygenase activity. Lineage: Eukaryota; Metazoa; Chordata; Leptocardii; Amphioxiformes; Branchiostomatidae.
UUUUGGCGCGAAAUGAUUCGGGGGGAAUUCGGUCUCUGUUUACAAGUGUGUAUCUGUGGGUUUUCAUCUCUGCAUGACCGCCCCCAAAAAAAGUUUUCCGAAAAUUACUAAAUUAUUAGAUGUGUGUCAAUGCUUGCAAUGUAUAAACAGAUUUAGCGCCAGUACAUAGCGGCCAACCCGCAUAUAUUUAGACCGUCAAAUUCAAUGGGGGAGGGGGUUGUACAAGUAGCACGUAGUACUGUAACUCCUUGCAUGAUUUGUGCAAAAAUUUAUGAAGAACCACCCACAACUUGGCGUCGAUGGAAAAGCAGUUGAGUCCAGAAGAAGUCCACUUCCUUCUGAUGCACGGAAACCUCUCGUCUCCUGCUGUUUUCAAAGGCAUGGUGCAAAACUGGCCGGCGUCAAACUGGAGUCCGGAAAGUCUAGCUCAAGUGCUGGAAAAUAGAACUCUGCGAUUCCGGACAGGCCCACGGAAUCCGGCGUCUAAAGAUGUCCUGUGGGAGACAGACUGUGAGUACAUAGAUGCCAGCCUGUACCAGUUCUGUCUGUGGUUAGACCCUGUGUCCCCCCACCCACCUGAGGACAACAGUACAGACAGUAACCCUCUACAGCCAUACAACCCUGACAACACAUGGGCUUACCUGGACUACAAGUACAUGGCAGAGUUGUUCUCUGACCAACCAGACAUUUUGGAGGCUGUGAGAUGGGAGGAUUUUGGCUUCCCCGGGCGCAGUGGUGUGGAGAGUACGAUCUGGGUGGGCAGUGUUGGAGCACACACUCCCUGUCACUAUGACACGUACGGGUGUAACCUGGUACUACAGGUGUAUGGCAGAAAGAAGUGGGUUCUUUUUCCACCGGAGGACAGUCCAAGUCUGUACCCAACACGGCUGCCAUAUGAGGAGUCCAGUGUGUUCAGUCAGGUGAAUGUGGCUCAUCCUAAUGUCGAGCAGCACCCCAAGGUAGUGAACAGUCACCCGUAUGUUGUAGUGUUGGAGCCUGGUGAUGUGCUGUUUGUACCCAAACACUGGUGGCAUUAUGUGGAGUCCCUCAGCACCAGUAUAGCUGUCAACUCAUGGAUAGAAAUGACCAGUGAUGCAGAGGACCGUCUUCAGGAGGCUGUGGUGAGGCUGGUGCUGCUGUCAAUCAAAUCAGGUUCUGACCAAUCACAGUGGCUUAAUCCAACAGAGAACGUGACCUCUCGAGCAUCAAACCUGGGUUUUGUGCAGGCAGCCUUGGAAGAAGUAAGAGCUAAGAAUGGAUGUGUCGGUGCCUCAACGUGCAGCUUGGCUGGAGGCUGCCCUUUUCCUCAGAUCAACAGUGAUUGA